AUGAACUUUAAACGGCUAUUAUUGCCAAUCAACCGGAUCAGGUGUUUGGAUCGCCUAGAUGACAGAGGACAUCGAACCCGAUGCUGUUACUCCACCAUAGUAGCCACAACAAGUCCAGAUGCUAAAGAUAAAAUUCCUCCAAACGUGGCCCUUCCUGUCUCCACUACAUCUUUAUUCCAGAAGGAUGAUCCGUUUGUGAAAGAGAUCAUGAAGAAUGCCGUGCCCAAAGAAGAACCAAACGAAACAACAACUGACAAUGACUGGAAGGGGUAUUUUAGUUUUUUAGCGUUUACUUUUGCUUUUAGUGUACCCGUGGUGAAAACGACAGGAGUUGUAAAGACAUAUGACAAACGAAAGGUCGGCCGAAUUGGAGUAUUUUGGGGAAAAGGCGAAGCGUUGAAUGUCUACAAAGAGUUAGAUCUAAAAGGAGCGGAUACUCCACUUACCGUUACUCUGGCUGAACUUGAUGCUGUUAUAUUAGCCUUGAGACAGGCUAUUUUCGAAAAGAAUUUGACUCGCGUUGUGAUCGAGACAGAUUCUGAAUUCGUGGCCAAGGUUUGCUCAAGAUAUCUACAGUUUUGGAGAGGAAAUAGCUUUAUGAAAGUUGAUGGAACUCCCGUUAAGAAUAAGUUAUUUAUUGAAGAUUUGGAUCGGCUUCUUCAACAGAUCGAUGUAAGUUCUAUUCAUCGGAUAUUCGUAUGCCAUUGUCUUAGGCUAAGGUGGUAUUCAGUCAAUUGAAAACGAGGUUUACCAAUGAUGUUAUAGCGCAUUUGAAGAACGAAAGUGAUUUCCAAGUGGCUUUAGAAGAGGAUAAACAUCUCCAUACCCCAGAACCAUUUAUUUCCCUACCUCCCACCACUUCGAAUGUCAUUUACACUGCUGGGAAAGUCCACACCACUCAGAACCGAAAUGGAAAUUAUUUUACAUUGGCUGGUUAUGGGAUACAUUGGCCUUCAAAAGUGACAGCGGAUGAUUGUGGGCGAUAUGCGAGAUACCCAGUGACUGAAUUCCGAACACAAUUAACAGGAAUCUUGAAGGCUGUUGAAUUGGCAAAAGAAGGUGGACUGGAUGAAGUUUACAUUGUUACGGAUUCUCAACUUUUUCUCAAAUUCAACAAACUCAAGUGGACUAAAAAGGAUGGGUCGCCGGUUGCCAAUAAAGAUCUCUAUGAUAAGAUAAAGGUUGCUGAAACUGGAAUGACGGUAAGGGAUAACGUUAGCGCCUAAUUUUCUCCUGUAGGUUCAUUAUAGUUAUGUUCCGUCAAAUUUCAACAAACAAAUGGAGAGAGCGGGCAUGCUGGCGGAUGACGGAAUGUGCUUUCCAAUCGAAAAAUCUCGGAAGUCAUAA
This is a messenger RNA of Bursaphelenchus xylophilus (pine wood nematode), 1347 nucleotides long. Lineage: Eukaryota; Metazoa; Nematoda; Chromadorea; Rhabditida; Aphelenchoididae. The record is from the annotation of a GenBank genome assembly.